Messenger RNA from Oncorhynchus tshawytscha (Chinook salmon), 4327 nucleotides. It is a transcript of the gene hmgcs1, whose product is annotated as 3-hydroxy-3-methylglutaryl-CoA synthase 1 (soluble). The record is from RefSeq and is a predicted model, not a curated record. Gene Ontology annotation, biological process: acetyl-CoA metabolic process. Gene Ontology annotation, molecular function: hydroxymethylglutaryl-CoA synthase activity. The coding region runs from base 200 to 1762 and encodes 520 amino acids. The transcript is spliced from 11 exons. NCBI's taxonomy places the organism in Eukaryota, Metazoa, Chordata, Actinopteri, Salmoniformes, Salmonidae.
AGCUGGUCCGUCCGCUCUUUCGUCCGACUGUGGUCACAUCGAGUUCUGACCUUAUGAUCUGGUUAGCUAGCCUCUAAGGACAGCAAACAGACAUCUUGUCAUUACCCUAUGAUUGUAAGCCUCCGCAUAGAAGACCUGCUCGACAGCCCUGAUCCUCGCUACAUUGACCUCCUUCAUUCACCCUAACAGCUCAUACAGAAUGCCUGGAUCAGCCCCAGCCAACGGCGAGGCCACGUGGCCCAAAGAUGUGGGCGUCAUCGCCCUGGAGAUCUACUUCCCCUCACAGUACGUGGACCAGGCCGAGCUGGAGCAGUUUGACGGCGUGUCGACCGGCAAGUACACGGUGGGCCUAGGCCAGGCGCGUAUGGGCUUCUGCUCGGACCGCGAGGACAUCAACUCCCUCUGCCUGACUGUGGUCCAGCGGCUGAUGGAAAGGAAUGGCCUCUCCUACGACCAGGUGGGCCGUUUGGAGGUGGGCACUGAGACCAUCAUCGACAAGUCCAAGUCGGUGAAGACGGUGGUGAUGCAGCUGUUCGAGGAAUCGGGCAACACGGACGUGGAGGGGAUUGACACGACCAACGCUUGCUAUGGGGGCACCGCCGCCCUCUUCAACGCCGUCAACUGGGUGGAGUCUAGCUCCUGGGACGGUCGUUAUGCCCUGGCGGUGGCAGGAGACAUUGCAGUUUACGCCACAGGAAGUGCCCGGCCGACAGGGGGCGCCGGUGCGAUAGCCAUGUUGGUAGGGCCCAACGCCCCACUGGCUUUUGACAGAGGUCUGCGGGGUACACACAUGCAGCACGCCUACGACUUCUACAAGCCAGACAUGGCGUCAGAAUACCCUGUGGUGGACGGAAAGCUGUCUAUCGAGUGCUACCUCAGCGCGUUAGAUCGCUGUUACUCUGUCUACCGCAACAAGAUCCAUGCACAGUGGCAAAGAGAGGGUGUGGACAAGCGUUUCAGCCUGGAGGACUUUGGCUACAUGGUGUUCCACUCACCCUACUGCAAGCUGGUGCAGAAGUCCUUAGCCCGUCUGGUGCUCAGUGACUUCCUCAGCCACCCCAGGUCCAACACAGAGACUGGACCAUUCAGUGGCCUGGAGGCUUUCAGGGAGGUGAAGCCGGAAGAGACCUACUUCAACAGGGAUGUGGAGAAGGCCUUCAUGAAGGCCAGCACAGAGAUGUUUGAUCAGAAGACCAAGGCUUCCCUCCUCGUCUCCAACCAGAACGGCAACAUGUACACCCCCUCUGUCUACGGCUGCCUUGCUUCUGUCAUCGCACAACACACACCUCAGCACCUGGCGGGCCAGAGAAUCGGCCUGUUCUCCUACGGCUCAGGGUUUGCCGCCACACUCUACUCCCUCCGAGUCUCCCAGGACGCCACGCCUGGCUCUGGAUUGGAUAAACUCUGUGCCAGCCUGUGUGACCUCAAGGCCAGACUGGACUCCAGGAGGAAGGUGUCACCUGCCAUGUUUGCUGAAAACAUGCAGCUGAGGGAAGAUACCCACCACCUAGCACCGUACGUGCCCCAGGGCGCUGUGGAGGAGCUGUUUCCUGGGACGUGGCAUCUGACCCGGGUGGACGAAAAGCACCGUCGGGAGUACUCCAGACGCUCCCUGAACGACGACUUGCCCCUGGAGGCUGGCCUGGUCAACUCCACCACAGCCACUGAGCAGCACAUCCCAAGCCCAGUGAAGAAGAUGCCCCGCCUCCCCGCCUCCACAGCUGGUCCUGAGGCGGUCACCGUUAGCAAUGGGGAUCAUUAAGCUAAGCUUACCUCUGUGAGGUACAGGUAGACAUGGAGGACGAUCAACAAAGGACAUUGGAAACACAAUUAUAAUGCUAGCAGAGAGGACCCCCCCCCCGUGCACCUUCUCCUCAGAGAUAUGUUUUCUAACAUAUUGCUGAAUGCUGCGUAAAACCAAGCUAUUUAACGAUCACAUCGUAGAAUUUAUCUUCAACCAUCAUUGCUCUCAAUUAUGUAACAGGGAGUAAUAUCAUAUGAAAUGUGUGUGUUCCAUUGGAUGCAUGGAAAGGAAAAGUGUUUGUCAAGGUAGCAGACAUUCCUGAAACUAAAAUCCUCAAGAUUCCACAUAAUUCCUGAGCCAGGGUGAAAAAAAUCAGAUUUCGGCUAUUAAGAUUAUGUUUUGCAUAAAUUUGCAUUUCCCUUUUUCAAAAAGAAUAAAAUAAAGUAUUUAUAGCCCAACAAAUUCAACAAGUUCUUUUUUUAUUUAAUUUUGGACCAAUUCUUUGUUAAAAAUAUUUUUUAUCUUACUUAUCAUGGCACAAACUUAACAGUGGAUGAAGAAAAAAAUCAUAGUACGUUUAUUUAAUCCGGGUAUUGAAACAAAAUGUUGGAGAAGAAAAGUAGAAGGGAUGAAAAAUAGAAGCUCCAUCUUAAGUCAACUAUUAUCUUCACUUGUAGCAUCAAAAGGAAAUGGAAGCUUGAGGAACAAGACUGCCUGUAGGCCUUUGGGGAUAAAAAGGGAAGUGAGGCCUCUUAACUCUGUUUGUUUAUCAAAUGCUGCUGCUACCGUUGCAACUUGCUGUAAUUACUUUUUAAAAAACCUUUAUUUAACUAGGCAAGUCAGUUAAGAACAAAUUCUUAUUUUCAAUGACGGCCUAGGAACAGUGGGUUAACUGCCUGUUCAGGGGCAGAACGACAGAUUUGUACCUUGUCAGCUCAGGGUUAUGAACUUGCAACUUUCCGGUUACUAGUCCAACACUCUAACCACUAGGCUACCCUGACUUAAGCUGUACAAAGCAGCUACACCCCUACUAUACCUUAAGUUUGACCGAUUUCAGAAUACUUCCAUUUGCUAUGUAGGGGAAACAUAAUAAUUAUGUGGGCGCUUAAAUUUAUCCUAUUUCACACGUGUGAAUUGGAAAUGAGUUUUUUGCAUAUCCCAACUCCCCCUUGAGAUGCCCUCGGAGAGUGGGGUCACGUCCAGGGAUCAGACGUUAUUGACUGCAACCCUGGAGCAAUUAGGGUUAAGUACCUUGCUCAAGGGCACAUCAGCAGAUGUUUCACCUACUCGGCUGGGGUAUUCGAACCAGCGACCUUUCAGUUACUUGCCCAAUAUUCUUAACCGCUACACUACUAAUAGUCAGAAUUAGUUUUCUCUUAGGACUCUUUGUUAUACCACCAUGGACAAAUAUCAGGGAAGAGGGACUGAACGGUCUGAGUUAUAUUUAAGUAAUUUAGCAGAUGCUCUUAUCCAGAGACACUUACAGUAGUGAGUGCAUACAUGUUCAUAUUGUUUUGUACAAGUUCCCAGUGGGAAUCGAAACCCACAACCCUGGCGUUGCAAGCUCUUUGCCCUACCAACUGAGCAACAAUUCAACAUGUUUAAAUCAUGUGAUCAAUGUUUCCCGCAGCGGUGAUUGCACUACAGACUAAAACGGUGAAAUGCCUCAAUUGAGCAUGCCGUUUUAUCAGAGCUUUAAUUCUCACCAGGCUCUGAUAAUCUAUACAAUAUGUAAAAUAACAUUUUGUUUGAGUUCUUGUUUGUCCUUAAAUAUUUUUUUGGGGAAAACAUUUCAGCAGAUAAAUUUAUUUCCUGGAAUUACGUAAAUUGACAUGGUCAAUUUAGUCUCUGUGCAGAAACUUUUAAAUCAGUUUUAAAAGACAUAUGUCCAACAAGUUAUUGUUUUAAUGUAGUGUGUUGAAGAAAGUCAUGUUCUCUGUCUCUACAACGUGUCUUUCCUUACUAGACUUAAGGGACCAGAUGCUGUCCUGAAAGGGUUGUGUUUUCUCUGAGGUCUCAAAUGUUGUUUUUUUAACACUGACAGGGAUAGGACUAGUUAUAGACUGUAAAGAAACCAAAUCUUGACACAGGCAGAAAAUGCUCAGGCAGAAAUACCUGCAAACAUCAGCCUUAAAGGGAACAGAGUUGGGGGCAUACUUAUUUUUUCUUUCACAUAAAUGUUUUGCAUUUCCUCUGCAACGUUGGGUGACAGAGUUGUAGUCCAUUUCCAAUCUCUCAAGUUUGAGAAGCCUUACAAUAAGCAUGUACUAAAUGUAGAAAAUAGCUAUACUCAUGAUAAUGUACAGAUAUUUUAAUUUUUAACAGCCAAGAUAAGUUGCCUCUGUUUAUAUCUGUGUAUGGCUGAUGUUUACAUUGUUUCUCUGAGAUCAGAUAAUUAAAAAAAUAAAAUAAUUGGUGGGUAAUGUAUAGUACUAACUAAGAUUAUUUAUAUUUGUAGAUAUAAAUAAAUUUGCGUCUGAUCAAGUGUCUCUUUUAUAGCAACGAUCUGUAUAGAGAUGAUGUAAUAACAAUGUAGAGAUGUAUUAAGAGAUGAACUGAAUAAUAAAUAUAUGUUCAUUUAAA